Molecule: messenger RNA, 1590 nt
Organism: Penicillium nucicola
Lineage: Eukaryota; Fungi; Ascomycota; Eurotiomycetes; Eurotiales; Aspergillaceae
Product: FAD-binding oxidoreductase
Exons: 1
Coding region: 1-1590 (529 amino acids)
Biological process (GO): steroid metabolic process
Cellular component (GO): cytoplasm; membrane
Molecular function (GO): FAD binding; Delta24(24-1) sterol reductase activity
Source: RefSeq, a predicted model, not a curated record
AUGGAUCAUUCUGAAGCUGUCAAGCAGAUAUCUGCACGAGUGGCUGACUUUUACCGCCGCCAAAAACCCUUUCGCAUUUACCAUGGCGCAACCAAUAGCACGCGGCCCUCCAACCACUCCGCAUCCAACACGGUCAGCACUGCUGAUCUCACCCAUGUUUUGCAGAUUGAUACAGACAGCUGUACGGCGCUAGUCGAGCCCAAUGUCCCAAUGGACGCAUUUGUGAAAGCGACCCGGACUAUGGGCCUGGUCCCUCUCGUCGUUAUGGAGUUUCCGGGUAUCACGGUUGGGGGCGGAUUCUCUGGAACCUCGGGUGAGAGUAGCUCAUUUCGAGAGGGAUUUUUUGAUCAUACGGUCAAUUGGAUUGAAAUGGUUCUUGCCGAUGGUCAAGUGGUGAAGGCCUACAAUGACCGCGUCGAGGUGAGGGAGGAUGUCCAGGAUAAACGAUCGGACUUGUUCUGGGGCACUGCAUCUUCCUUUGGUACCCUUGGAGUGGUCACCUUGUUGGAAGUUCGACUCAAAAAGGCCGAACCCUUGGUUGAGUUGAAGUACUAUGUCAGUUCAAAUAUGAAAGAUGCGUUGCGCGACUUUCAAGAAGCUCGGGCUGAUCCGGAGAUCGAAUAUCUCGACGGCAUUGUUUACUCAAAGAACAAGAUUGUUGUUUGUGCUGGGCGGCAAGUGAGCGACAGUCCCGUUUCAAGAGUUCAUCAAUUCACUCGUCGACAAGAUGAUUGGUUUUAUUUGCACGUCGAACAAAUCACCAAGUCUCUCUCCAAAAAAGCUGGGUCUCACGCCCCAGAUGCCGUGGAAUACAUUCCUCUGACAGACUAUCUCUUCCGAUAUGACCGGGGCGGCUUCUGGGUUGCUCGUUACGCCUUCCGUUACUUCUGUGUGCCAUUUGUCUCACUUACGCGCUGGAUCCUAAACAGGUUCAUGUACACUCGGGUGAUGUACCACGCUCUACAUGUUAGUGGCCUCGCUCGCCAAUAUGUCAUCCAAGAUGUCGGUGUGCCAGUUUCCACCGCCUCUGAGUUCCUUGAUUGGCUGGACCACCCCGAGAACUUCGGGCAAUAUCCUCUUUGGCUCUGCCCGCUACCCCCUGGAAGCGCCGGUGGAUUGGAGGGACAGACAAUGAGUGACCGCAAAGGAGAUAUCUCAGACCCAGAGAGCGGAACUUUGAUGAAUUUUGGAAUCUGGGGACCAUCAACCGCCACUGGACAAGCUGGAUUUGUGGCUCAAAACCGGCAGCUUGAACACAAGGUCCAUAGCCUUGGGGGAAAGAAAUGGCUCUAUGCACACACUUACUAUACAGAGACAGAGUUCUGGCAAAUUUACAACAGGAAAGACUACGACGUUUUGCGUGAGAAGUACCAUGCACAUCAUCUUCCCACUCUGUAUGACAAGGUACGUGUGCGCGAAUCGGAUCUUCCGGGUGCGCAUCGCGGGGAGUUUGAAGGUGGAUGGAAGGGAAUGGUCAAAAGAGCUUUGUGGGAUGUAUGGCCAUUCAGUGGAUUGUAUGGAGUCUACAAAGCCUGGAGAGGAGGGGACUAUCUAUUGCAGAAGGAGAAAUCCAAGAAGAAGGCCGACUAA